Cordyceps fumosorosea ARSEF 2679 is the source of this 807-nucleotide messenger RNA. RefSeq lists its product as hypothetical. The transcript is spliced from 2 exons. Bases 1 to 807 code for a protein of 268 amino acids. NCBI's taxonomy places the organism in Eukaryota, Fungi, Ascomycota, Sordariomycetes, Hypocreales, Cordycipitaceae. The record is from RefSeq and is a predicted model, not a curated record.
AUGGUCUCUGAAAGUCCCAUGUUCUCGCCUCUGCCACUGUAUUUCAGAGGGCAAGACUUUCCCACAGUCAAACAAGGCGGCAAGACUCUAAUUGGUAACAACGGAUGGCUCGAGAAGACCGGGCAGGAUAGUCUUGGGUUGGACGGGGAAAGGAAGACGCCUCAAAAGAGAGCUGGCAUUUUGGAUAGCAUCAAGAAAAUCGCUAAAGACAUGACUGAGCUUCACCAUCCACAUCGUCGGCUCCCGCAAGCAAAAGCAUCGGGGGCACAGCUUCUUAUAUCGCUUGAUGCAAGGGAGCAGAGCCUGCUUUAUUGCGAACUGGAGUAUCACCUCACUUGCGCCUUGAACAACUACAUUUCGCGCGAGCUUGAAAAGGGACGCCUCGUGCCCAUUAACUUCAAAAAGAUCACAGAUGCCUGGUACCAGCAGGGCCGACCGCGUGUGGUCGGCUUCCGCUUCGACCUCGAGACGCAGAUCGACCUCGUAGCGCUGCAUGUCAACGAGUUUACAUUUUGCGGCCGACGCCAGUGCAACCCGGUUGAGGUCAGCAGCCUGCUGCACACCAUGAAGGUUAACGCGCGCGCGAUGCGCAUCCGCACCUUUUGUCAGCCCGAUUCGGUCAUCGCGAAGCAGCUCGCGGACAGCCAGUCGCUCUUCGACAUGAUUGGGGCGGCAGAGGACGCGAACAGGGCCCUGGUGGAGAUUGUACACUUUUUCAAGGUGAUUGUCGAGCGUGAGCACAAGGUCUUGCAGCAGCGACAAAAGGAGCAAAAGCACAGCACCAUGCUUGCGCCGCGUGACGAUUAA